GUAUUCCUGCUUAAAGUUAUGAAAGAAAAUUAUUUUCGGGCUAUUACGCAUAGUUACGAAUUUAUCACAAGACUCAGUGGAAAGCAAUCACUUUCCCUUGGAUCAGGAUGCAUUCAGAAGGGAAUUAUUAUCCACGAGUUAAUGCACGCCGUCGGCUUUUUUCACGAGCAGAGUAGAACCGACAGAGAUGACUAUAUCACAAUCUUGUGGAACAAUAUUCUGCCAGGAAUGAAGGGACAAUUUGAGAAGUAUGGUCAUGGUAUGAUUCAAUCUCUUGGUACUACCUAUGAUUACUCUUCCAUAAUGCAUUACGGUGAGAAGGCGUUCUCACGCAACGGUCAGCCAACGAUGGUUCCAAAGAAGAAAGGAGCCCAGAUAGGUCAACGAGUAGGAUUCUCGAAGACGGAUAUUUACAAAAUAAACAAACUCUACGGUUGUCCUCUGGACGGAGAGAAGCCUGAAACGACAGUCACCGAAACGACAGAUGCGCCAGUUACAGAGACUGCAGCAACAACCACAUUACCAAGGAUUCUCACUACCUCUUCUCCUCCUAUGCCGCUCAUCCCGUUCAUAAAAAUCUGCAAAAAUCUGCGAGGGGACUGCGACGACCUUCGGAUUGAAGGGUGGUGCGAACGGAACCCAGGCUGGAUGCGAACACACUGCCCCGCUUCCUGUGGAUUUUGCGAGAAAUUAUCCAGUGGGCGAAUAAUGAAUUUUGCAUAUAAAACCGUAAUAAAUUUUUCUAUUGAUGCUUUAGCACCUGGAACAACUCUCAUUCCAUCACCAGUCACGAUUUCUCCGUCGAAUACCUGCGAAGACCUUAGAGUUGACUGCAUUCUGCUUGUUUCUCAGCGGUACUGCAAAAUGUCAAAAACGUUCAUGAAAUCCUUCUGUGCAAAAAGCUGUGGAUUCUGCUACAAGCCACCACCAGUGGAGGUCCAACCACCAACUGACGGUACAUAUGCACCACUCAUUAGUGUGUGGGGAACAUCUGCAAGGUUUUCUGCUCAACCUACAUGCACUAGUGAUACGAUCUCUGCGACGCUGACAACUACAACACUGCCAUCUCGAACGACCUCUAUCUCGUGCAAGGAUCACAAACAUUUUUGUGUACACUGGAAGGAGGCCGGGUUCUGUGAGGGAAUCUUUAUGAACUACAUGAAGAAAAAUUGCGCCGCAUCCUGUGAAAUGUGCUGA
This is a messenger RNA of Angiostrongylus costaricensis, 1197 nucleotides long. The record is from the annotation of a GenBank genome assembly. NCBI's taxonomy places the organism in Eukaryota, Metazoa, Nematoda, Chromadorea, Rhabditida, Metastrongylidae.